AUGGCUAGCACAUCUCCGGUUAUCCUCAUUCUCGGAUCGGGGCCCAAUAUCGGGCAGCAUGUGGCUCGGGCUUUUGCCGCAAAGGGCUACAAAGUUGCCCUUGCAUCCAGAAGCCUCAAGGAAGAAGACAGCAAUGCGGACCAAGUCCACAUUUCCGCCGACCUAUCGGAUCCUCAUUCCGUGAAGGGCAUCUUUUCGAAAGUCAAAGCAUCGCUCGGUCUACCAAGUGUUGUUGUUUACAAUGCUGCUGCGGCGACUCCAAACAACCCAGAUGACCCACUGUCUCUUCCCUUAGCUGACUUCAGUCGAGACUUCCACAUCAACACGACUAGUGCGUUUGUCGCUGCACAACAGGCGGCUCUAAGCUUUGAGCAACUCAGUGACCAUGGGAGUAAGACAUUCAUAUACACUGGUAAUAUACUUAACUCGGCCACUAUUGCAAACCUUCUGGAUCUUGGUGUGGGUAAAUCCGCAACGGCCCACAUCAUCCGCUCUGCUGCUACCGCGUACUCCAAUAGAGGCUUCAAAUUCUAUUAUGCCGAUGAGCGGAAGGCUGAUGGAACUCCUGCAUACUCUGAGAUCAAUGGAGAGGCACAUGGGAAAUUUUAUGCCGAACUCGCUGAGCACAAGUUCCAGGGUCCUUGGCAACAGACUUUUGUCAAGGACAUAGGCUAUAAGCACUUCCCAGUCGCUUGA
Messenger RNA from Penicillium riverlandense, 696 nucleotides. RefSeq lists its product as uncharacterized. The record is from RefSeq and is a predicted model, not a curated record. The coding region runs from base 1 to 696 and encodes 231 amino acids. Lineage: Eukaryota; Fungi; Ascomycota; Eurotiomycetes; Eurotiales; Aspergillaceae. The transcript is spliced from 3 exons.